Archocentrus centrarchus (flier cichlid) is the source of this 1550-nucleotide messenger RNA. It is a transcript of the gene yeats4, whose product is annotated as YEATS domain containing 4. The record is from RefSeq and is a predicted model, not a curated record. Gene Ontology annotation, biological process: regulation of DNA-templated transcription. Bases 190 to 870 code for a protein of 226 amino acids. The transcript is spliced from 7 exons. Lineage: Eukaryota; Metazoa; Chordata; Actinopteri; Cichliformes; Cichlidae.
GAAAGAUUAAUACGUUGCACUAGCUACUUCCGGCGCUUGUUUGGCUGGCAGUCUAGUAUUAGCGCGUAAUGUGUAAAGCCUACUUUUAAUGCUUAAAUGGCAAGGCUUUCAGACGAGGAAAUACUGAGGGCAACAAAGAGAGUCCUACAUAGCGUACUGCAGUAUUAGGGUCACUGUUUUAGUUGUAAUAUGUUCAAAAAGAUGACUGAAUUUGGUCCAGAUUCCGGGGGGCGCGUUAAGGGAGUGACUAUUGUGAAGCCUAUUGUGUUUGGGAAUGUUGCCCGAUACUUUGGAAAGAAGAGAGAAGAAGAUGGACACACGCAUCAGUGGUCCGUGUAUGUGAAGCCUUACAGAAACGAGGAUAUGUCUGCUUACGUCAAGAAGAUCCAGUUCAAGCUACAUGAGAGUUAUGGUAACCCACUGAGAGUGGUCACUAAGCCUCCAUAUGAAAUCACAGAGACGGGCUGGGGGGAGUUUGAGAUCAUCAUCAAGAUCUUCUUCAUCGAUCCCAAUGAGAGACCUGUGACAUUGUACCACCUAUUGAAGCUGUUCCAGUCAGAUUCCAGUGCCAUGCCCAAGAAGACAGUUGUGUCUGAAUUCUAUGAUGAAAUGAUCUUUCAGGAUCCAACAGCUAUGAUGCAGCAGCUACUGACCACAUCAAGGCAACUCACCCUGGGAGCAUACAAACAUGAGACGGAGUUCAGUGAGCUGGAGCAGAGGACCAAGGAAAAACUGGAAGCGGCAAAGAAGAGAACAAGCCAAGAAAUUGCAGAGCUGAAAGACAAACUAAAAGCCAGCAGAGAGAACAUCAACCACCUUAAGGCGGAGAUCAGGAAACUGGAAGAGGACGGAGACCAUAAAGAGCACUGAAACAUGGACAAAUGUGCGCAUGGACGCGAUCAGUUGGCGAAGCAAUUUUCUGUGUUCUGAGGAUUUUAAGAAGAAAAAAGUUCAUGUUGAGAUUUGUUUGAGGAUUUUGCGUUUUUAUUUUUGAGUGUCCGAGGCAUUCUUAAAUAUGUAAAUAUUUUUUGAGUCGGCAGGCAAUGCGUUAAAAAUGUGGACAGUUACAACAAGCUCUAUAAGCGUACAGAUACUUUGUUCUGUGUAGAUUUUUAUUAUUAUUGCAACACUGUGAAAGGUCAGAAAUCAUCACGUGUUGUCAGCCUUCUUUCUUGUACUUAAAUCAAGUAAUCAAAUCAUUGUCCAAAUAUGAUUUAAUCAGCUGGUUGUGAGGGACAACGAUGAAACUGUCUCAUUCAGCCAUCCUGAUAAACAUUUCUCCAGGAUUCCCACAUCCUUGUAGCCACAUCUCACAUGAACGAGCAUUCUAAUGUUUAUAUGAAGUAAAUGUGCUUUUGUUGUUUCUAAUGUAAAGAUUUUUACAGGUUUAUUCAUAAACAUUGACAUACUGUAGCCCCCCUUCCUGAUUCAUUUGUCACACUUGUUUGAGAUUGUCAAACUAAUUUUAAUAUAAGGCAAAAAGAACCCAAGUAAAUACAAAAUGCAAUUUUUAAAUGAUUUUAUUUAUUAAAGGGGGAUGGCCCUAUGUG